Brassica napus (rape) is the source of this 3606-nucleotide messenger RNA. RefSeq lists its product as uncharacterized. Gene Ontology annotation, molecular function: catalytic activity. NCBI's taxonomy places the organism in Eukaryota, Viridiplantae, Streptophyta, Magnoliopsida, Brassicales, Brassicaceae. The transcript is spliced from 3 exons. Bases 1 to 3606 code for a protein of 1201 amino acids. The record is from RefSeq and is a predicted model, not a curated record.
AUGGAGAGGUCAACAAAUGACAACUGGUACAGCGUCUCUCCUACUAAGGUUGGAAGAUCUCCGGUAAAUCCCUUUGUCACUCAAAGGGAGGACAGUCAUAUCUCGGCUUCUAAGUUUUCUGUACUAAGUGUGGGGGAUGAGGAGGAAGGUGAAAUCCUGCAAGACAGGGAGUUGGUUGAGUGUGAUGCUACUGACAUGGGUAACGAUGAGGCAGGGCAGCUUGAGGAAGAUUUCAUUAAUCAGCAGUGUGCAAAUCGGAAGUUGAAAGAGAAGAAAGCUAAGUCUCAGGAUGCAAAUCCGAGGGCAAUGAGCACAAGCAAUCAAGUUGAAGAAAGAAAGGUGCUAUGGGAAGAUUUGAUUCAUCACAACGCUUCUCCAUUGUUUCAACAAAAGGCGUGGAUCAUAAUGGGAGACUUUAACGAGAUAUUGGAUGGGAGUGAACACUCUGAAUUUGAAAACUUGGGGAGGUUACCAGUGGGUAUGCGAGAUUUUCAAAGAAUGGCUAUUCGGUGUCAACUUUCCGAUCUCGGGUAUCAAGGACCUCUCUUCACUUGGUGCAAUAAGAGAGAUGAGGAACUGGUUUGCAAGAAGCUAGACAGAGUCUUGGUGAACCAUGUGGCACUGCAUAGAUUUGGGAAUGCUUAUGCUGUUUUUGAGCCAGGGGGCUGUUCUGAUCACAUGAGGUGCAAAAUUCAUUUGUUGCAAGACUCUGAGAAGAUUAGAAGACCUUUCAAAUAUGUCAACGCCACUGGUAGGCUUCCUACUUUCCUGCCAAUGGUAAAAGAGUAUUGGGACUCAACAGAAAAAUUAUUCCAUUCCACUUCAGCCAUGUUUCGGUUCUCAAAGAAGUUAAAGGACCUUAUGCCGCUGAUUAGGAACCUUGGUAGAGAUCAGUUGGGCAAUCUAUCCUUAAGAACCAAAGAGGCGCACGUGGUACUUUGUGAUAAGCAGAAGAGUACUCUAGCUAACCCAAGUGGGGAGGCAGUUCAGGAAGAGGCAGAGGCAUAUGGUAAAUGGCUUCACCUUGCGGGGUUAGAAGAAGAUUUUCUCAAACAGCGGUCUAAGUUGCAUUGGUUGGAUGUGGGAGACCAAAACAAUACGACGUUCCACAACUCAAUCAAAACUAGACAAGCUCAAAACACUAUGCGGGAAGUCAGAUGCCCAAAUGGUUAUAUGGUUAAGAACCACUCGGGGAUAAAGGCUGAGGCAGAGAGAUACUUUGCGGAGAUUCUCAAUCAGACACCGGAGAGCUAUCAUGGAGUAUAUGUGGAGGAAAACUUGGAGGCUGUUGUAACCGCUGAAGAGAUCAAGAAUGUCCUUUUCUCUAUGCCAUCAAAUAAGUCGCCAGGACCUGACGGGUUCCCAUGUGAGUUCUUUAAAACAGCUUGGUCGGUUGUUUCUCAUGAUUUCAUAGUAGCAGUACAAUCAGUCUUCCAGCUGGGGUUCCUCCCAAAGGGUAUCAACUCAACAAUCUUGGCGCUCAUACCAAAGAAGUCAGCUGCGUUGGAGAUGAGAGACUUUAGACCCAUUGCUUGCUGCAAUGUGAUCUAUAAAGUCGUCUCAAAAAUCCUUGCAAACCGAUUAAAACAUAUUCUCCCGAGGAUCAUUGUUGCAAAUCAGUCUGCGUUUGUGAAAGGCAGGUUACUGAUAGAAAAUGUGCUGCUGGCAUCAGAAUUGGUAGCUGAUUACCAUAAGGACUCAAUCACGCCGCGCUGCGCUAUGAAAAUCGACAUCUCCAAGGCUUUUGACUCUGUCCAAUGGACCUUCCUGCUGAAUAGUUUAGAGGCUUUGGGAUUCCCUGCAAGAUUCAUACAUUGGAUAAAGUUAUGUGUUACCACUCCCUCCUUCUCGGUUCAGGUUAAUGGAGAUUUAGCGGGCUAUUUUCAGAGCUCAAGGGGUCUUAGACAGGGGUGUUCCCUCUCUCCCUAUCUUUUUGUCCUUUGCAUGAAUGUUCUGUCGUAUAAAAUCGACAAAGCUUUCCAGGAGAGGAGAUUUGGUCUUCACCCUCGAUGUCAAUCGCUUGCUCUUACCCAUCUUUGUUUCGCCGACGACCUGAUGGUGUUUGUGGAAGGCAGUAAGGGGUCGGUGGAAGGAGUCCUAUCAGUUUUUGAGGAAUUUGAAGGUUGGUCUGGUCUCUCUAUUAGUUUGGAGAAAUCUACUAUUUUCAUGGCUGGGGUUUCUGAAGUGGAGAGAAGUAGAAUCCUCACUAACUUUCCGUUUGCUGAGGGUAAAUUGCCAGUUCGCUACCUGGGGUUGCCCCAGAUGACAAAAGGAAUGGUUAGACAAGACUAUCUGCCAUUGAUAGAAAAGAUCCGUGGUCGGAUCUGUUCUUGGACAUCUCGGUUUUUAUCCUACGCAGGGAGACUGCAAUUAAUCAAGUCUGUCUUGAUGAGUAUUGUAAACUUUUGGGCCACGGCAUUUCGUCUACCAAGUCAGUGCUCAAAGGAGAUUGAGCAACUCUGCUCAGCGUUCCUAUGGUCAGAGCUAGAACUGAAGUCCACUGAAGUUAAAGUUGGGUGGAAGGACAUAUGUAAGACAAAAGAGGAAGGUGGAUUGGGGAUCAGAACGCUGAAGGAAGUGAACUACGUGUAUGGUCUAAAACUCAUAUGGAGAAUGCUUGCUGGAGAUUCUCUUUGGGGCCAAUGGAUCAGAAGGAAUUUGCUUAAAAAGAAGAGUUUUUGGGAAGUAAAAGAGAGCACGCAGACAGGCUCUUGGGUUUGGAGGAAAAUGCUCAAGUUGAGAGAUGUUGCUAGAACUUUUCAUAUGAAGGCAGUAGGGAAUGGGAGACAUAUUUCCUUCUGGUUUGAUCGCUGGUCGGAGAUUGGGGUGAUGAUUAAGGUAAUUGGUGACAGAGGUUUAAUUGAAAUGGGAAUUCGUCGGGAAGCCACUUUGGAGGAGGUGAUUUGGAACCAACGGACGAGGAAGAGACAUAGACGGCCUCUGUUAAAUGAAGUCGAAAAGGAGCUGAGUAUAGUCAAAGAGAAGCUAAUUCUGGAUAUGGAUGAUGUGGAUCUGUGGAGAUGGAAGUCAGGUUUCAAACCCAGCUUCUCAACUGCUGAGACUUGGUCGAUGACCAGAGAAGUAGCGACGCCAUGCACCUGGGGGCAGAGUAUCUGGUUCGCACAGGCCACACCAAAAUUUGCCUUCAUGACAUGGAUUGCCAUACGAGAUCGACUAGCCACAAUGGAUCGAAUCGCUGUUUGGAAUCCAGGUGUAGACACUACUUGUGUGUUAUGUAAAAGAGCCCCUGAGACAAGAAAUCACCUCUUUUUUGAGUGUUCCUUCUCAUCCUUGAUUUGGGAACAUCUUGUCAAAGGGCUGUUGGGAAGAGCUUACUCGAAUAAGUGGAAUAUUAUGGUGGAGCUAAUCUCUGUUCCGACAAUGGAGAAAAGGAAAAGGUUCUGUCUCAGAUAUGCAUUGCAGGUCACUGUGUAUACGCUGUGGUGGGAGCGUAAUAAGCGACGACAUGGUGACCCUCCAAGGCCGAUGCAAGUUUUGGCUAAAUUCAUAGAUAAGUCAAUCAGGAACAAACUGAGCCUAGUGCAAAUGAAGGAUAUGAAAGGUAUGGGGGGCAGUCUGCAAUAUUGGUUUGGCACAAGACUGUAA